Messenger RNA from Camellia sinensis, 644 nucleotides. NCBI's taxonomy places the organism in Eukaryota, Viridiplantae, Streptophyta, Magnoliopsida, Ericales, Theaceae. The record is from RefSeq and is a predicted model, not a curated record.
UGAGUCGAAGUUGGUUUUGGAGUACUUAAACUCUGAACAGGUAAACAAAAGGCUCAAGGAAGAAAAACAAAGGUGAUCAGAGAAAAAAAGCGUGCAGAUUCAGAGACAAGGAAAGCAGAAGAGCAGAGAAAGGUUACAGAAACAAAUAAGAAGGCGGCCAUGGAAGAAAGACAUCGUGCGAAUCAGUUAGCUCAGCAAUUAGAAGAUAAUAAGCGAAGAAUAGAGGAACUACAGAAAGAGAUAUUGGAACUUGUGUCCUCUAGAACAUUGGUUGAGGCUCCUGCUGUUCUACCUGAUAAAAAUAUGAAUUCUGAAACUACUAUAAUGAAGCUGCAGAAAAAAAAACUGAAGUUUAAAAAGAAGCAAGUAAAACAUGCAAAAAAAGUUGCUGAGUUUGAAAUAUUUCGUAAUAAUAUACUACAACAAGAACUAUGUUGCUUAAGGCAGGGUUUUGUUCAAUUUUCGCAUCGCCUGGAUGUACUAAAUAACUACUUCUCACAUCGGGGUGAAGACUGGCAACGUCUUUAAUACUCCAAGCUUAAACUUGAGGAGGGAACGCUUCGGUAAAAAGCAGCGCAAUAAUGAGCUUGUAAAGCCUAUUUGCACAGCUAUGGAUGCCUCUGAUUUUAUCAAGCAAACCAUAG